Messenger RNA from Cyphellophora attinorum, 1095 nucleotides. RefSeq lists its product as uncharacterized. NCBI's taxonomy places the organism in Eukaryota, Fungi, Ascomycota, Eurotiomycetes, Chaetothyriales, Cyphellophoraceae. Gene Ontology annotation, molecular function: protein binding. The transcript has a single exon. The record is from RefSeq and is a predicted model, not a curated record. The coding region runs from base 1 to 1095 and encodes 364 amino acids.
AUGGCUAGUAUACCAGCCCCGAUAUUUCGGAAACUCCUGCUAGAUGGCACAAAUUCCGAUAGCCGAAUCACCUGCAAAGGCGUCGAGUUUAGAGGCCACAAGCUGAUCUUAGGGUCCGCCUCAGACUUCUUCCGCGUCACAUCUGCGCAAGAGGGUUUCCAGGAGAACGCGACCGGAGUGGUCGACUUGCCGGAAGACGAACCAGAAAUUGUUGCACGCGCGUUGAUCUUCAUCUACACCGCUGAAUACUCGUCCACAGCAUCUGCAGACGUGUCGAAGCUUCUCGGCGAAAGCUUGAUUGAUUCAACAGAAACGGAAGAGGCAACAGGAACGGGAGAACUAACGACAACGGGAGAGCCAACAGAAACAGGAGCACGUCCCGAACUAUCGAAUGACAAACAUCCUGCCGACAGUGCAGAGUCCCCCAAACAAAGCCCUACUGAUGAUCGACGCGACAGACUCCGCAUCAGUACACUGACCUACCAGAUAGCCGACAAGUUCGGUCUUCGGGAGCUGCAGCUGAAGACAUUUGAGGACUUCCGAGAGAUCUUCCACACCUAUGAGCACUCAGUCGGUGGUCUCGAGGAAGUAGUGACGAGAGUGUACGACUGUACCUCGCCUGAUGAUCAGCAUCUGAGGCUCUUCGUUACACGCGAGUGUGUGGAAGCCUUCGACUCAGUUGAGAAAGAUAAAGACAUGCUCAGUGCCAUCAAGACCAACGAACCAGUGGCUUGGGGCCUCGCCAGACCCAAACAAGAGCACAUCAAUGAGGUGGAGCGGAAGCUGAAGAUUGCCGAAGACGCCUUGGUCGAGAAAGGAACGACUCUGGAAGAUCUUCAAGCCAGGUUUAACACGUUGCAGACCAGUCACAACAACGCGAAUUACUACUACAAUCAGACCACCAAGCUGCUCGACAAGGCUAAGGCCGAUAAAAUGACCACAGAGGCUGCGAUCGCAAAGUUCUGUCCCCAUUGUGGCGAAGGCAAGCUCGUGCUCGCACAGUCGCUGUACGACCGAUACAACAAUAAGAAGGAGGGUGAGGUGUCUACGAACUGCAUGGCAUGCGAAAAGAAAUGGAUUUUCAAGGCCGCAUGA